Molecule: messenger RNA, 586 nt
Organism: Nelumbo nucifera (sacred lotus)
Lineage: Eukaryota; Viridiplantae; Streptophyta; Magnoliopsida; Proteales; Nelumbonaceae
Product: EG45-like domain containing protein
Source: RefSeq, a predicted model, not a curated record
UCUAACUACUUGUACUUGAAUGUCAUUGAGCCAAGUAACAAAAAUGAGGUCCACCUCCACCAUAGCAAUUGCUCUUGUGGCUUUGUUGUUUAUUGACGUUUUCUUUGUCUGGGGGGACGUUGGCACGGCUACGUCUUAUGAUCCUCCAUACUUGCCAACCAAAUGCAGUGGAUAUGACCAAAAUCAGUUUCCUGAAGGUGGUUUAUUUGUUGCUGCGAGCAAUGGGAUAUGGGACAAUGGGGCUGCCUGUGGGCGGAGGUAUCGCAUCAGGUGUAUCAGUGGACUGAGACGACCAUGCAAGGAUGGAUCAAUAGUAGUGCAGGUUGUGGACGUCUGUCGGAGCAAUCCAUGUCCAGCUACUCUAGUCCUCUCAAAUACAGCUUUUGGUGCCAUCUCAAGGAUCCCUACUGCCAAAAUCAACGUAGAAUAUGCCCAGAUUUGAAAUGGUGGAAGCUUCUCAAAAUAUUUUCAGAGGAAUGUUCAGUGAUGCUUAGUGCUGUAUAAUGGUUUUAAGAGCUUAUUAAUAUGAAAACCAAGAGUAGUUUUGUUCUAUGCUUGCGCGGUGUUGGAACAAUAUACCCUCAAA